Molecule: messenger RNA, 704 nt
Organism: Drosophila nasuta
Lineage: Eukaryota; Metazoa; Arthropoda; Insecta; Diptera; Drosophilidae
Gene: Taf10
Product: TBP-associated factor 10
Biological process (GO): transcription initiation at RNA polymerase II promoter
Cellular component (GO): nucleus; transcription factor TFIID complex; SAGA complex
Molecular function (GO): promoter-specific chromatin binding; RNA polymerase II general transcription initiation factor activity
Source: RefSeq, a predicted model, not a curated record
AACUUCGGUCACACUAUCACAAUCUACACAAAGUGAAAAACAACACAGCGUCACGGAAACGCAAAUAAAAGUGAAAUAAAUAUUAAUAAAAUGGCUUCUGAUGGCGAAGAUAUGAUUUUAACGUCGACCGAAAGUGAAGUUUCAGCAGCGGAAACCGAUACGGAAAGCAAGGAUUUCGAUGCCCCUCUCUCUGCAUCCGAUACAGAGGAAGAAGAAACUGUAGAAGUGGAAGCUGUCCCUACAUCGGCUGAAGACGCAGAUAUGGAGGAAUUGUUAAAACAACUGGAAGAUUACACGCCCACUAUGCCCGAUGCGUUGACGUUGCAUAUACUAAAAAAGCGUAAGAACAAAUUUGUAAAGUUUCCGAAACUGAUAGUAAUUUAUUACAUAUUUUUGUAGUCUGGGUUCAACACUGUUGAUCCACGAAUUGUGCGAUUGAUUUCGGUGUCGGCACAGAAGUUCAUUGCGGACAUUACCAACGAUGCGUUGCAGCAUUGCAAAACACGCACCACAAACAUUCAACAUUCCAGCGGUCACAGUUCAAGCAAGGACAAGAAGAAUCCCAAGGACCGAAAGUACACGUUGGCAAUGGAGGAUUUGGUACCUGCUUUGGCUGAUCAUGGCAUCACCAUGCGUAAACCGCAAUAUUUUGUCUAGUUUCUAAUGUAGCGUAAGAAUGAAAAUAAACAAACUAUCAACAGUAA